Molecule: messenger RNA, 531 nt
Organism: Parastagonospora nodorum SN15
Lineage: Eukaryota; Fungi; Ascomycota; Dothideomycetes; Pleosporales; Phaeosphaeriaceae
Exons: 2
Coding region: 1-531 (176 amino acids)
Source: RefSeq, a predicted model, not a curated record
AUGCCUUCAAGCAAGGGAAAGCCAACUGAUCCUAAACUUCGCGAGAAGGUGAAGGAAGAAGUGAAACAGGAAACAAACAAAGACGGAGGCGGCAAGGGCCAAUGGAGCGCAUGGAAAGCAGCCAAACUUUCCAAGGAGUACGAGAAGAAAGGAGGCGGAUAUGAGAAUGAAGCAGGCUCCAAAAAUGAGCCUACCAAGGGAACGCCGCAGCCCAAAUCAUCGACCAAGAAGAAGUCUGAGGAAAAGAAAGCCGAUAAAGAGCCCGAGAGCCCCUCUCCGGAUGACAAGAAGGAAGACGCGCAAGAACCGCCGCCGAGUGAGCAGAAGCCCAAGGCUAAUAGCAGCAAGAAGAAGGAUCAGGCCAGUGAUGCAAAGAAGGGCGCGGCCAAGACCGGUGCGGCUAAGAAGAGCAGUGCUGCGAAGCCUAAGAAGGAGCCGACGGAGGGAUCUCGGAAGAGCAGUAGGAUUUCUGAGAAGAGGAAGACAGAAGACGAUGCUAGUGAGCCAGCGAAGAAGCGGAAGUCGAAGUAG